GUCACUUCAGUCCUCUGCUGCUCAAACCUCUCCUCAGGACUAACCAGCUGGUAGUUUGGGAUUAAAGCAGGAUAUCAACGACUCUACAAACUCCACAGAGGAUCAGAAACAAGCAAACAACAGAAAUGGAUUACGACUACGACGAGGACGACGACUCAAAUGGCACGUACGAUUACAGCCCUGAACACAGUGUUUGUGACAAGGAGGCGGUGCGCUCCUUCGCCAGCGUCUUCCUCCCGGUGAUCUACGCCCUGGCUCUGGUGGUGGGCCUGGCUGGGAACGCGCUGGUCGUGGUGGUCUACGCCUCAAAGCUGCGUCUGCGCACCCUGACAGACGUGUGCAUCCUGAACCUGGCCAUCUCAGACCUGCUGCUGCUCUUAACGCUGCCCUUCUGGGCCGCAGACGCCGUGCACGGGUGGAUGUUGGGCACGGCAGCCUGCAAGAUCACCUCCUUCCUCUACAGUAUGAACUUCAGCUGUGGGAUGCUGAUGCUGGCGUGUAUUAGCGUGGAUCGAUACCGCGCUGUAGCCCACAAUGCAGCAGGCAGGAGUGGACCCCGGGUUCGGAGACAGUGGCUCAUAGUGUGCGUGGUGCUGUGGGUGACAGCCAGCUUCCUUGGCCUUCCUGAGCUCAUCUUCUCCACGGUGAAGCACUCCCAUCACAGGAUGGCGUGUACAGCCGUGUAUCCGCACAGCAUGGCCCGCCCUGCUAAAGCCGCCCUGGAGCUCAUGGAGGUGAUCCUGAGAUUCUUGCUUCCUUUCGUGGUCAUGGUGGUGUGUUACUGCUGGGUUUGGCGCGCGCUCAGUCGGGCAGCCGGGGUGCGGAGAGAGAGGAAAUGGCGCGCCCUGAGAGUCCUGCUGGCUGUGGUGGCCGUGUUCCUGCUCACCCAGCUGCCCUACAACGUGGUGAAGCUGUGCCGAGCCAUGGACAUCCUCUACAUGCUGGUGACGGACUGCGAGGUCAGCAAGGCUCUGGACCGAGCGGUGCAGGUGACGGAGAGCCUGGCGCUGGCCCACGCCUGCAUCAACCCGCUCCUCUACGCUUUCAUCGGAUCCUCCUUCAGGGGACAUGUGCUAAAAGCUGCAAAGCACCUCGGACAGCGCCUGGGGAGACACCCGAGACACACGGAGGAGCCGGCGGUGGAGAUCGCUCUCAACACGCGCACGAAGACACAAUCCCAGUCUGGUUCAGAGGACCAGGACACCAGCACCUUCACCAUUUAAGACUCAGAACAUAUCCCUUUUCCUGUAAGCACCUAAUAGUAUGUCUCUGUAUAUAUAUUUACACAUCAUCAUUAUUAUUAUUAAUAUUAUAAGGGAUGGAUGUCAAUUGUAAUAAAAAACAUAUGUACAGUGAGUUUAUAUGCACUAACCAAGCAAAGCAUUUUGUAUAAUAUAUGUAUUUUGUUAAAUAAAAGACACAUUUUCAGUGA
Messenger RNA from Trematomus bernacchii (emerald rockcod), 1432 nucleotides. RefSeq names its product atypical chemokine receptor 4b (gene ackr4b). NCBI's taxonomy places the organism in Eukaryota, Metazoa, Chordata, Actinopteri, Perciformes, Nototheniidae. The transcript is spliced from 2 exons. Gene Ontology annotation, cellular component: membrane. Bases 126 to 1223 code for a protein of 365 amino acids. The record is from RefSeq and is a predicted model, not a curated record. Gene Ontology annotation, molecular function: chemokine binding; chemokine receptor activity; scavenger receptor activity. Gene Ontology annotation, biological process: immune response; G protein-coupled receptor signaling pathway; chemotaxis.